This is a messenger RNA of Ictalurus punctatus (channel catfish), 2071 nucleotides long. It is a transcript of the gene ptgis, whose product is annotated as prostaglandin I2 (prostacyclin) synthase. The transcript is spliced from 10 exons. The record is from RefSeq and is a predicted model, not a curated record. Gene Ontology annotation, molecular function: prostaglandin-I synthase activity; monooxygenase activity; oxidoreductase activity, acting on paired donors, with incorporation or reduction of molecular oxygen. Gene Ontology annotation, biological process: prostaglandin biosynthetic process. The coding region runs from base 127 to 1587 and encodes 486 amino acids. Lineage: Eukaryota; Metazoa; Chordata; Actinopteri; Siluriformes; Ictaluridae.
UUAAUUUCGUAAUCAUGAGUGCCGUGUGCAACAUUUAAACUGCCUGCGGUUUAAAAGCGAUUGUAUGCUGCAUGCAAACAUUCUCACUUUACUGGCACAGGGGAGACACUGUGAGACCUUUACGGAAUGGCGUGGGCACUGGUGCUGGUGCUAAUCGGAGUUCUUUCCGCUGUCUUUUUAUUCUGCACUAGGCGCAAGAGGCAAAGAAAUGAGCCCCCAUUGGAUAAAGGCAGUGUUCCUUGGCUCGGUCAUGCCCUUGAAUUUGGCAAAGAUGCUGCCAAGUUCUUAUUACAGAUGAAGGAGAAGCAUGGAGACAUUUUUACAGUAUGUGUGGCAGGACGUUAUGUGACUGUACUACUGGAUUCCAAUUGCUAUGAUGCAGUGCUCGCAGACACCCAAUCCCUCAGUCUGACACACUAUAGCCAAAUUUUAAUGGACAGAAUCUUCAACCUUCAGUUGUUUAAUCAUGACCCGGUAUCUGAGAGAAUCAGAGUGGACCAAUACUUUAAGGGCAGCAGUCUAUCUCGACUCUGCAGCUCAAUGCAAAACAACCUCCAAUUGCUCAUGGCAUCUGUAAAUCCACAGAACCCAACAGAAUGGAAAAAAGACAGACUUUUUGACUUCUGUUACAGCUUGCUCUUCAAGGCCGGUUAUCAUACCCUAUUUAGCACAGAAAAUAAUAACAGUGCUGAAUUCACUGAGGUUUAUGAGGAGUUUCGGCGCUUUGACAAGAUUUUACCAAAACUGGCACGACGUUCUGCACAUAGAGAUGAGUUGAAAAUUGCCAGCUCAGCACGAAAGCGGCUAUGGGAACUCUUGUGUCCAGACUGGUUUUUCACGGGAACAGUGGCCCAGUCAUGGAUGCAGACCUACUUACAGCACCUAAAAGAGCAGGGCAUAGACAGACAGACCCAGAGGCGAGCCAUGCUUCUUCAACUGUGGGUUACACAGUGUAAUGCUGGCCCUGCAGCAUUCUGGUUGCUGGGCUUCUUGCUCACUCACGCAGAGGCCCUGAAAGCAGUGAAAGAAGAGCUGUGCAGCCUACAGCAUCUACCUCUGGACAAAAGAGAGGACACACCAAUAUUUAACAGUGCUCUGAAGGAGACGCUGCGCCUCAGAGCAGCUGCCCUCAUCACCAGAGAUGUAAUGCAGGACAAAAUGAUUAAAUUAAGCAGUGGCCAAGAAUAUGUUCUACGGCAUGGAGAUCGCCUUUGUAUCUUCCCUUUCCUCAGUCCACAAAUGGAUCCUCAGAUCCAUUAUGAGCCAGAGAAGUUCAAAUUCGAUCGCUUCCUAAAUUCGGAUGGAACAGAGAAGAACAAGUUCUGUAAGGAGGGGCUGCUGAUGAAUUAUGGUACCAUGCCAUGGGGAGCAAGGAGCAGUUUGUGUCCAGGGCGUCAUUUUGCUGUUUGUGCUUUAAAAAGGUUUGUGCUCAUGAUUCUGACGCAGUUUGACCUGGAGCUGUGUGAUUGUAAUGCACGCAUGCCACCAGUGGACCUCAACCGUUACGGGUUUGGGGUGCUCCAACCAGAUGGGGAUUUGGAAAUCCGCUUUAAGCUAAAAAAAAAAAUACAUAAUGUAAAACUGUAGUCAAAACAGUUUAAAAUUAAGUAGCUUCAUUGUAUAAAGGCAUCUGCUAUUAUGUGUUCUUACUGUUUUUGUACAGUUUUUAUAUCACCUGUUAUUUAUUUAAAUGAAGCAAGCAGGGGCAUAGGUAACCCCCAAUAAUCAGAACUAUGAAUUGCCUUGUGUUAUGUUAGGUAAAUUUGAUGUUAUUAGUUCCCAUUAUCAACAACAAAGUUUUAAUCACGUAUAAGUUUUAAUCAGGAACAUUGUGCAUUCAUUUGGACUGUUAUGUCCUGUGUAAUUUAUUUUAAUGAAACAAUAAUUGAAUUGCUUGUGGAUGGUAGAUAGAUAGAUUAGACAGAUAAAUGGAUGGAUGAUUGGGUAGAUAGAUCGAAAGAUAGGAUAUAAUUCCUUCAUUUGUAUGUACAAUUUUUUUAAGAUUCUGUACUGUUGAGUGUGCUGUGCUUUUUCAUUUUUUAAAAAUUAAAUUAGUGUUGAUGUGUAAUAA